Molecule: messenger RNA, 930 nt
Organism: Microsporum canis CBS 113480
Lineage: Eukaryota; Fungi; Ascomycota; Eurotiomycetes; Onygenales; Arthrodermataceae
Exons: 2
Coding region: 1-930 (309 amino acids)
Biological process (GO): retrograde vesicle-mediated transport, Golgi to endoplasmic reticulum
Source: RefSeq, a predicted model, not a curated record
AUGGCCGAGAUAGAAGAAACAAAAACCCAGCGUGCUGCUCGCCUACGGCGAGAGAAACGAGCGGCAAAGAUAGCGGCCACAGGAACUGCGCGACUGGACAAAAUAACGGGUUUAAGUGGCCGCUCCAUGUCAUUUCGCGAGGAUUCUCCAUCAGCUAGAAAUACUCCUAGUCCUCCACGAUAUUCAUCACCACCGGCACAAUCACCACCACGACAACAGCAACCACCAGGACCUCCUCAGGGAGUAGGGAUGCCUUCGAACGCGGGAGAGAGCUCUCCCCAGUCUAUAAAAGAGCAAGAAGAAUACAUACGUGCCCUCCUUCGCUCCCAACAAACUCCUCCUUCCGCCCAAGAUAACACGGACCCCACAACCAAACUACUCAGCAGUCUACUUGGUAUGCCUCCUUCUGGGGCUGGUAUGACUACUCCAGGCGGGACUCCCUCCUUUCCGACCACCGCAGGUGAUACUCCAGAACUCUCUCCCAACGACAUUGCGUCUGCUUUAGGUGUCCCUCCUUCCAUGGCCAGCUUCUUCCUGCAAGCCAACUCUGCGCCCGCCUCCCCGUCUGCGCAACGGAACAAUUCUAUAUGGAAGGCUAUUCACAUCAUAUUUGCGACAGCUACCAGUUUAUAUUUUUUGAUGCUCCUGCAAUCGACCGUUUCUCUUUAUGGCGGAGGCGAUCGACUGCCACCUCCGGCAACUGCGCAGAACCCGUUCCUUAUUUUGGUUAUGGGUGAGCUCCUCCUUACUGGCACGCGGGUGAUUUUUAUGAAUAAUGAAGGAAAUGGAGCGGGUAACGGUAUUAUCGGGGCGCUCAAGACGGGUAAACGAGUGCUCUCCGAUGUAAUUCGGGAUGGGAAAAUAAUGAUAUUUGUGCUGGGGAUAGGGUCCUUGUGGAUGAAUAACUGGGGGAAGAUUAAAACAGAAUAA